AUGGUGGGCCCACUCGUGCCUCCCAUACUGGAUGCAGCUGAGCUGAUCGGGAAUUCGAGCGCUGAUUUUCCUGUCAUUGAGGCGGAGCCCGAGGAAGAGCUCAAUCUGCCCCUCGAUACCGCCGAGCAGCAGCGCAUACUGCUGCAACAGGACCAGGACCAGCCCCAAGCCGGGCCUCCCCUCACCCUGCCAGCCCGCCCCGGCCUGCAACGAGGCAAUUCAGUUCCUACGCCCGCGCCGAACCUGCCCCCGCCCGCACCGCCUGUACCGCCGCCCGACACGCCACAGAACGAUUCGCUUUCGCUCGCACAACUGCAGAACCUCGUGAGGGGCAUACCCAAGGUCGAGCCCGCCCCAUACGCUUUCACAUACGAUGACGCAUCAUGUUUCGAGGAGGAGCUGGAGGAGUGGUUCUCGUAUGCCGUCGAGGAGCAGGCAAUGCUGCUCAAGACCCAGGCGUCCUACGCAUUGGAGUGGAGCGCAUUUCAUGGCCUAAACGACGUGUCCAAUGGCGAGGACGGCUUGGACUGGGCCUCAGCGACGACGACACAACACGGGGACUUCGUGCGUCAUCUAUUGGGGGGACUCAAGGAAGUCGACCCUGUGUUGAGGUUGAAGAAGCUGGAGGCAUUGGUCUAUGUCCUCCUGGGAUGCUGGCAUGAGACUGCAGGGCUCCCUGACUCAGCCGCGGGCGAGGCAGCAGAGUCGAGCACGACCGCAGCGCGCAACUCUGCAUACAUCAAGUCUGGCCGGCAGGCCUCGCUCAUCAAGCGCAAUGUGCACCUACUCGCCGAGAGUAAUGGCGUACAGACCAUCGUGGACGCACUCAGCUCGUCGCUCCUGCGAGCAUGCGGCGCAGAUGUCACACCUGAUGCUCAACGCGAUUCGAAAGAGGCAGAACGACGCGAAAUAUGGUGUACCAUGACUGCAGUCUAUAUCUUGCUGGAAGUCGCACGCGAUGAGGAAAAGACGCAGGAUAGCCGCACCCUCAGAAGCGCCAUUCUCGACUUAGAGAAGCCAGGUCUCCUUAUGCUAUUCGUGGAUCUUAUCGCGAAACUGCGGUGGGACGAGUCGAUCAAUCUACCGCUUAGCAAGAUCUCACUGCUACUCUGGAAGGCCAUGUUGGUGACUUUCGGCGGUCUUGCAGAAGUUGCCAAGGUCAAAGAGACCUUCCGGGACACCAGCCUUGAGUCGGAGGAUUCCAAGGGUCAGCCACUCAUCACCGCGUCCCCUCUUGAUUAUCACCUCUUCAGACAAGAGAUAAGCUCCAAGUAUCCUGCGUACAAUCCACCGCUUCCCGUAUUUCCUCUUGAGCCAGAGAACAACUCCAUCUUGCCACCACUGAAGAACCACCCUAACAAGGUCGCUGGCAACCAUGUAUUCGGCUCUGGGCUAGGCGACACAAACGGUAACAGCACAUCCAUCCUGCAUCAACCGGUUCAUAUCGCAACUCCGGCACCCUCGCCUCCUCCUUCACCUGCAGGCCCCGGUGGCAAAGGUGGAAAGAAGCAGAACUACCAGACAAACCAACUGUUCCCGUUCUUGUAUCCGCCACUCGAUGAGUCUAGUAACAAGUUGGGCGGAAAGGGCUCGACCGACCUACAGGACCUUCUGGUGGGACGCAAGUGGGAGGGCUCAGAUAUUCCUGCUUCCAUCUUGGAAGCCGCGGAACUGUUCGCUAAACGCAUGAAGGCCACGCGUGCCAUGAAGCAGCUGUGGGAGGAACGUGUCGCAUUUAUGAAGUACGAGCGCGGUUGGACAGGCCCUGACGAGAACCCUGAUAUCGAGGAGCUGUCACUCGAACCGAGUGAGAAAGCUCAGUCAAAAGAACUCACACCCGGCAGCAAUGAGGAGCGCUUGCACUUGGUCGAGGAAUUCUACGUGAGUGGGCCCAAACUCAAUGAGGAUAUACCAGCUGACCGUACACUAGCGCAUCGCACUGCCUAA
Molecule: messenger RNA, 1947 nt
Organism: Alternaria metachromatica
Lineage: Eukaryota; Fungi; Ascomycota; Dothideomycetes; Pleosporales; Pleosporaceae
Exons: 2
Coding region: 1-1947 (648 amino acids)
Biological process (GO): cytoskeleton organization
Cellular component (GO): cytosol
Source: RefSeq, a predicted model, not a curated record